Molecule: messenger RNA, 4674 nt
Organism: Marasmius oreades (fairy-ring Marasmius)
Lineage: Eukaryota; Fungi; Basidiomycota; Agaricomycetes; Agaricales; Marasmiaceae
Product: putative NRPS-like protein biosynthetic cluster
Exons: 16
Coding region: 1-4674 (1557 amino acids)
Biological process (GO): fatty acid metabolic process
Molecular function (GO): medium-chain fatty acid-CoA ligase activity
Source: RefSeq, a predicted model, not a curated record
AUGUCGACACAGAGCCCUUUAUCUGUGCUGGGUUACAAGCCACUGACAUUACCUUCUACUAGAUGUCUAGGAGACGCUCUUGCUCAAAGGCUCUGCGAGUCAACAAAAAUCCACAAUCUCUUCGACUGCCUUCCAUCAACUCUGGAACCCGCGAUCUUUUCGCCUGAUUCAUCGACGCCUCCGUUGACCCAUGCCGACCUUCGUUCUUUCUUGUCCAAGUUCACAUUACCUUCCUCCUACCCUCUGUCACAUAGUGACAGGGUAGCUAUACUUCUUCCUAACGGUCCCGUAAAUGCCGUCGCGUUACUCUGCAUAGCAGCUUAUUACACAUGCGCACCGAUGAAUGCGAGCUGUACAUCCGCAGAACUCAGGGAGGAUAUCGUCCGAUUGGGGGUUAAAGUGGUCCUGACGACGAGGGAUCUAGAGCGACGUCUCGAUCUUCGGUCAAUAGCGGACGAGCUCGACUGUAGUGUGGUCUACGCCGACUCACGUCGUUCUGGAUCUGUAGGGUUAUUUGAUCUCAAGUUAUCGUCGGAAGGAAGGAAGGGUCGAGUGAGACCUUCUUCUUCAUGGUCGUUGUGGUCGCCUGUACUGAAUAACCUGGACGAUAAAUGCAUGGUGCUGUGCACCUCAGGCACAAGUGGAAAGAAGAAGGUCGUCCCUUACACCUUGAAGUGUUUAAUAAUCGGCAGCUGGGCUGUUGUGCAAUCUUGGAAUUUGAAACCUUCAGAUGUGAAUCUAAACAUGAUGCCGCUAUUUCACGUUGGAGGUGUCGUCAGGAAUCUGUUGGCUCCUGUCUUUUCAGGUGGAUCGACCAUCGUAUGUCCCGGCUUUGACGCAGUUGCGUUUUGGUCGAUAUGCUCGAAGCUACAGGCUACCUGGUACUACGCAGCUCCGACGAUCCACAAUGCAAUUUUAGCUUCCCAACCAAGUAACAUAGUACCAUCUAAGGAUCUGAGCAUCCGAAUGAUUUGUAACGCUGCCGGCGGCCUCCUUCCAUCACUGGCAUUGGAACUCAAAGAUCGUUUCUCGGGUGCGGUUGUCCUACCUUCCUAUGGGAUGACAGAAUGCAUGCCAAUCGCCUCACCACCAACAACCUACCAACUAGACCGCCCUGGAUGCUCUGGGAUCGCUUGCGGUCCACAUAUAUCGAUUCGAGACCCACGGGACCUGGAACGCCAGCUACGAACAGGUGCCCAUGGCGCCGUUUCAGUCCGUGGUUUCCCAACGUUUUCUGGUUACGAAACCUCGCCGGACCCUGAAGUCCCUUUAGACACUUCGAUCUUCACAAGCGAAGGCUGGUUUGACACGGGAGAUGUCGGGUAUCUCGAUGAAGAUGGGUACCUGUUCAUCACGGGCAGGUCGAAGGAGAUUAUUAAUAAGGGUGGUGAGGUUAUCUCGCCGUUUGAGGUUGAGGAAGCUGUUAGUAUAGCUGGGAAAGGUAUUCUCAAGGCGACGUUGGCCUUUUCAGUUGAACACGAUGUCCUUCAAGAGGCUGUUGGCUUGGUCAUUGUGCCCGCUGAUAAUCAAGCACGGCUCAGUUUGCAACAGCUACAUAGCCUGGUCAAGGAUUCUCUACAUCCUUCCAAGUGGCCAUUCGUACUUGUCUACAUGGAUGAUGUACCCAAAAACAGUGCAGGAAAGCCCCUCCGUAUUAAUCUCUCUAAGAGGCUAAGACUCGGGUGCUUUUCUGAUGAUGUGCCCUCCAUUGGACGACAUUUCGAGGCUCAGCUAUCAAAUGUGCCUACAGGAAUUUCAGCAACCAUCCCCUGCAGGCCAGUGUCUAUCGACUGCUCUGCUAUCCACAAGCUGGUAUCCGAGAUCAGAGGAGUUUCGGAAGCCGUAGUCCGCCUUGACUCGGAUGGAAUACCUGAAGCCUUUGUGUCGGUCAAAGCUAGCUAUUCAAUCGAACCUGCCUCUAUCAUUACCUCCUUAUCAGCCUCUCUCCCUGGUUACGCCCUUCCACAGAUUCAUCUCUCCAACUACGCUUUCCCCAGGACUUCAGAUGGAUCAAUCGACUUCUUGUUGUUGGAAAAAUACGAGUUAUCACAGACUAGCUCAAGUAUGUCCGACACCUCUCUUCUCGUACGCGACAUCAUCGCCGACCUACUAAAUAUUGAACGCACGAAAAUCACACUUGAAUCCGACUUUUUCCUCCUCGGCGGGAGCUCCCUCCUCUUGGGAAAACUAUCCUAUCAACUCCGGAAAAGUACUGGGGUGGAUGUCAACAUCACGUCGUUGUUUACCAACAGUACUGUCGCUGGGAUUACCUCUCUCAUCAGUGUUGAGAAAAAGACUUCUGCUGAGUUCGAUAGUCAGUCAACUCUCGACGCCUGUACAGGUCCAGAUUUCAUGGAAAAAUUGCCUCCGAUCUCCCGCCUAUCGUCAUUUUUGGGGGACUUCACAGUGUCGACCAAGAGGAGGGGUCAAAACCAUCCGUUCGUUCUAAUUGUUCAAUCGUUACCCUUCAUAUUCUUUUAUCCACUCAAAGCCGCCCUGACAUGGACGGUCUUUUUAUUCAUACUGGCAGCAUUUGCGCCUUUCAUUGAUCGUACAUUCUUUGUCCGAAUUGGAGGUUUACUGUUUGCUAUGAUAGCUUCUCGUAUGGUUAUGCGUAUCGUGGCCCCAGUUGUUGCGAUUCUUUUUAAAUGGAUUAUCAUAGGAAGGUACAAACCAGGAGUAUACCCGAUGUGGUCGAAUUAUUAUCUCCGGUGGUGGAUAGUCAAUCAAGCUUUGAUGACAGCCGGCCGUGGAGUUUUCAGUCUCACCUCUCAACUCGGAAUUAUUUACUACAGACUUUUAGGCGCAAAAAUCGGUUGGGAUGUUAGUAUCGACGACCGAGCUCAGUUAGGGGAAUUCGACCUCCUCACACUUCAAGAUGGGUGUAGGAUUGACCAUGCACUCGUCCGAGGAUUUUCCGUUGAGCGUGACGGGCUAUUUCGUCUGGCGCCUAUCGUUAUUGGCGCCGAUUCGUCCAUCAAUACAAUGACUCAUAUAAGCCCUGGCUCUACGAUUCCUGAAAAAUCGGUUUACGGUCCUCAAUCCUCUACCGUCGAAGGGCCUUCACCACCCGAGUUCGCUGCGUAUAAUCGUGCGGCCAUCGCACAACCACAUUGGGCAUUACGGGUCUUUGUCGGAUGGCCCAUCUUCGGGUUCGUUUAUUUCGUAUCUCUACUUCCAUGGCUCGUAAUUCUGUGGAUAAUGUUCGAAGAAACCUUUCGCCUCAUCGAGGACCAGAACGUCCUCAUCUCUGUUAUCUUCUGGUUUGCGAACCCCACCCGGGUUGCCUUUCACGUCGUAGCCAAGGCAGUCAGAGCCGUCGUCUCUCCCUUGAUCCAGUUGAUGCUAGGAAUCGUGGUCAAACGGAUCUUUGGGUUGAACACCGAAUGCCGUGGGACACCGUCUCAAAUAUUUUUACUUCGACGGUUUCUAAGUUCGAAUUUAUUAUCGCAGCAAAAACUUAGACAAGCAUUUGCGAUUCUCGGGUCGCAUUAUGAAGUGGUGUCGAUAGUCUACCGUGCGAUGGGAGCCAAAAUCGGACGUCGAGUUUACUGGCCAGGAACUGGGAUCAACUGUAUGGACCCUGAGCUACUGGAGAUCGGUGACGAUGUCGUUUUCGGUUCUCGUUCAGAGAUCUUUACCAGCGAUGGGAUUGGUUCAGAGAAGAUUGUCAUUGGGAGAGGAGCUAUGAUUGCCGACCGUGUCGUACUACUACCCGGUACCCGUGUGGGUGAAGGAACUGUUAUGGGUUCCGGUACGUUGGGCACCCGCAACGGGUACUACUGUGAUGGCUCUGUAUGGAUGGGAAGCAAGAAUGGCAAACCACUUUGUCUGAAGAGCGGUACACCCCCGGGAGCGUUAGGCAACACCGGCGACACCACUACUCCAUUCGGACGAGCGUUCUACCAAAGCAAAGCACCGUAUUUUGUCUUUCCAUACCCUCUCCUUGUCCUCAUCAAUGUAAUGGUCACAUCCUUUUGUGCGAUAUACUGGUCGGCCCCAGCCAUAAUCAGUGCCCAAGUCCUCCGCAUCCUCUUUAUACACGCACCUUCCUUACCACUUUUCACUCCCACACGGUACCAAUUGGCGAUCGUAUAUCCUCUUGUUGCUGGAAUAUACGUUGCAGUUCUACAUCUCCAAGCAUUACUCGCUUUUGCCUGGGUCAUUCUGAUGAAGUGGGUGGUGAUAGGCCGUAGACGUGUAGGGCAGUACAAUUGGGAUGUAAAUUCCUAUUGUCAGCGGUGGCAACUCCAUCUGGUGCUCUCCCGUCUUGUCAAUAAAGCUUUCAAAGGCGGGUUGUUGACGCCUAUCUCGGGCACUGCAUUCAUUGUUUGGUAUUACAGAGCGAUGGGUGCGGCUAUUGGGAAGAACUGUUCGAUAUUUACUGGUGGUCGCCUAGGCUUAAUGACGGAGCCUGACCUCGUGGAGCUUGGGAACGACGUAUCACUCGACAAUUGUUCCGUCGUGGCACACGUUAAUUCCAGAGGUCAGUUUUCACUGAAUCAUCUCAAGAUUGGAAAUAGUUGUGCGAUGCGGAGUGGAUCGAGGUUACUUUCCGGAGCUUCCAUGGAGGACCGAAGUAUUUUAUGUGAGCAUACACUAUUAACGUCGGGGGAGGUCGCUGUGACUGGCACUGCGUAUACCGGCUGGCCUGGGCACGUACAUAUCGCAUAA